This is a messenger RNA of Petromyzon marinus (sea lamprey), 992 nucleotides long. Lineage: Eukaryota; Metazoa; Chordata; Hyperoartia; Petromyzontiformes; Petromyzontidae. The record is from RefSeq and is a predicted model, not a curated record.
GACCUGGGAGGAGAUUGUGGGACCCGAGGGAGGGGGGGGGUGAAUUUGGGGGGUGAUGGAAAUCUCUGCGCGUCAUGCGGAGAGGAAACUCGGCGUCACGCGGUAGCCCUCCUCCAUUACUCCUUGGGUCUUUCGGUCCCUCCUCUCUUCACGGAAUACGAAGCGGUGACGUGCGGGAGGUGCGGUUACAGCACGUGUCGAGGGCGACGGCUGUCGUCGGAAAACUCAACAGCUGUCGGCAAACUCCGGGGAGUGGGACCUCGUUCGGCCACAAGUGACGCGUGGAUAGCGCAAGUGCCGUCUCGGAUCGAGCUCAUCACGGCUCCUUCUCCAGAGGAGUCGUUCACCUCAUGCUCUCGCUGUGGACCCACGCGGAGCCGGGCCCCGGCCCGCGCGCCCUCAUGGAGGCUCUGGCGGGCGGUCCGGACCAGGCGCUCGCGGGCCGCUAUCGGGAGCGCCUGUCACGGGGCGAGAGGGCCCUGCUGGCGGGGUGUCACCGUGGGGGCGCGGAGGGCCCCUUCCGCACCGCCGCCCCACCGGCGUGGCUGCUCUGCCAGUGGCCCGAAGAGCCGCAAGGAUUCCGCGAUUUCGCGAUGGGCUGCCCCCCUCGGUGCCGGGCGCUGCACGGGACCCCCCGGCCCACGCUGCACCUGCAGCCUCUGGGUUUCACGGACACCGGCUGCGAGAGGUCGCGCGCCUUCGUGGCGGCGGUGCGCGGCUACGCCGAGGCCUUCCUGCCGGGCUUCACGGUGCGCCUCAACGAGCCCCUCGACGUCGCCGAGAGCCGCAGCCCCUGCCGCCGCGACGCGCGAACGGGUCACUGGCAAAUCCACGCCGGCAAGUCCGCACACACCCACGUACAUGGGCCCAACACACGGUAAACUAAAACCAUUUUAUUUUUAUUUUUACCAGGUAAAGCCCCACUGAGCUAUGUAGCUCUUUUUCAGAAGCGACCUGGCCACAAAUGAUGGCUCAACGGUAAGUGGCUUAUC